GACAGAGAGGAGGAGGAGGAGGAGGAGAGAGGAAGGUUAUUUAUGCCUCAGCAGGUCUGGAGGUAUGGAUCUUACAGCGAUGGCUUUCUACAAAGUGAUGUGUUUGGCUGCUGGGCUGAUGCUCCUGACCCAAGAGUCUGAGUCACAGCUGGAUGUUUGUGGUAAGCCAAAGCUCAACACCAGGAUUGUAGGAGGACAGGUGGCCCCUGUUGGCAGCUGGCCCUGGCAGGUCAGUCUGCAAAGAUCUGGGUCCCACUUCUGUGGAGGAUCCCUCAUUAACAGUCAGUGGGUGCUGACUGCUGCUCACUGCUGUCAAACCAUUACUGCAACUGGUCUGACUGUGAAUCUGGGCCGUCAGAGUCUACAGGGAUCUAAUCCCAAUGCAGUGUCCCGGACAGUAACACAGAUCAUCAAACAUCCAAACUACAACUCUGAGACGUUUGACAACGACAUCUGCCUCCUGCAGCUCUCGUCAUCUGUGACAUUCAACAACUACAUUUCUCCCGUCUGCCUGGCGUCUUCAGACAGCACCUUCUACAGCGGUGUUAACAGCUGGGUUACCGGCUGGGGCAACAUUGGAGAGGGAGUGUCUCUUCCUUCUCCACAAAACCUGAUGGAGGUGGAGGUUCCUGUUGUGGGAAACAGACAGUGUAACUGUAACUAUGGAGUGGGAACAAUCACUGACAACAUGAUCUGUGCCGGGUUAAGUGCAGGAGGAAAGGACUCCUGUCAGGGGGAUUCAGGAGGUCCAAUGGUGAGCAAGCAGAACGGUCGCUGGAUUCAGGCGGGAAUCGUCAGUUUUGGGGAAGGUUGUGCUGAGCCGAAUCUUCCAGGAGUCUACGCCAGAGUAUCCCAGUACCAGACCUGGAUCAACAGCCAGAUCUCCUCCAACCAGCCGGGCUUCAUGAUGUUCACGUCCACUGGGACCAACAGUGACCUCAGUGUCAACUGCACAGGACUGCCACCAGUGCCAACCACCACCCCUCCAACAACCACCACCACACCUACAACCACCACCACCAUUUCAGCACUGGUCUGUGGACAAGCUCCAAGGAAUUCUCGCAACAUGGGGGGACCCUCAGUGGUGGCUGGUUCAUGGCCGUGGAUGGCGAGCCUACAGAAGAAUGGAAGUCACGUGUGUGGUGGGACUCUGGUGGCCUUGGACUCAGUGUUGAGCAACGCCAACUGCUUCUCAAGCUCCCCUGUAGCGUCCGAGUGGACUGUCGUGUUGGGGCGUCUGAAGCUAAAUGGAUCCAACCCCUUUGAGGUGACGCUGAAUGUGACAAAUAUCACUCUGAGCAACACGACCGGGACCAACAUAGCCAUCCUCCGUCUAUCUGCCCAGCCCACCCUGACCGACUACAUCCAGCCCAUCUGCUUGGACAACGGGAGAACCUUCGCUGAGGGCUUGGUGUGCUGGGCGGCCGGUUGGAGUCCUGGAAGAGGAGGAGCUGAGGAAGUUAUGCAGCAGUUUCAGACCUCGGUGGUAAACUGUGGGAGCUCAUCAUCGAGUGAGAGCAUCUGUACAGACGUGUUUGCACUGCAGCAGGGUGAUUCUGGUGGGCCACUGAUGUGUAAGCAGGACGGCUCUUGGUUCCAGGCGGUCGUGUUAACAGCUCCGAGCCCCUCUGCCAGGAGAAGACGAAGCUCAGUCAUGACCUUCACCAGACUGAGCACCUUUGACUCCUUCUUGUCUGAGACGGUUGAGACACUCUUGUCUCCAGCCUUGAAUAUCACCAGCGGCAACUCCGCCAACCCCACCAAUGUCUCCGUCACCACCCCUACCAGCAGUACCUACACCACCACAAUGGUUACCACUACUACUUACUCGAAAAGCGUGUUCGACAGCAGCGAGGGUCGUCCUGCUCACUCCUUCAUCUUUGUCUUCUUCCAUCUCCUCAGCUUCGCCUUUUGUCUCCAACUCUGCCUUUAGGGAACCCAGACUUCAUUGACAUGAUGUGAUGGACACAAAUGAAUGUGAACAAGCUUCGACGUUGAGACUUUACAGGUUUAAAGCUUUGCCUGCUGAUCUUUGAUUUGAUUCUGCCUUGAUUGGAUUUCUACAGAGAGCUCAGUAAUGAUAUUCUGGAUAAUCAAAACAGGCAUUCAUACAUGAAAUACUCCUGGAUGAAUCUUCAGCGCAAACAUCAUGUCCCUCCGACAGAGAGGUCAACUACAAAUCCCAGAGGGCAGUGCAGUGCCAUCGUCCAAUCCAAUCAUUGGAGGGGGUUCUACUGAUUACAAUGAAACUAUUUUUAAAAAAAAUAUCCAAAUGUUUUAUGUGCACUAUGAGACAUUCGUUGUGAUAAAUUCAGGCUCACACUGUGCAGCCUGGAGAGUUAGUGUAAUACAGUAUACAGGGAUUCUGGUAGAAAAACCGUACCAACCCACUGAGGAAGUUUUAUUUACACAACCUCUGUAAUCCUGCUUUAGUUAAUGAGCAUAACACUGUGAGCUGACCAGAUCAAAUGACAUGAAGAAAUUACAUUUGUCUAUGUUUUGUGGGGCUUUGUCCUUGCACUGACCUCAUUAUGAGAAACUAAAUGUGUUUCUGUACCUCUGAGGGACGACUACCUGGAGCCCAGUGGUUCCCAAAGUGUGGGGCCCGCCCCCUAGGGGGGCGCAGAGCUAUUGCAGGGGGGGCGCGGCAUGAAA
Molecule: messenger RNA, 2655 nt
Organism: Oreochromis niloticus (Nile tilapia)
Lineage: Eukaryota; Metazoa; Chordata; Actinopteri; Cichliformes; Cichlidae
Product: transmembrane protease serine 9-like
Exons: 10
Coding region: 65-1933 (622 amino acids)
Biological process (GO): proteolysis
Molecular function (GO): serine-type endopeptidase activity
Source: RefSeq, a predicted model, not a curated record